GGCUCGGUAUUGAUUUUGAGAGUAGGUAAUGGGGACGGGCGGCAUGUAUACAAGAGUAGAAGACGCCCCAGAGAGUUGGAAGGCUCUACCACCUCUUCCCUCCGAGAAGCAACGCCUCACCAAACGCUCUCUUUUUGGCAUCCAAAUACUCCUAUUCGUUGGUGCCGUCACAUUCUUCGUUAUGUUAUACAAAUCGUUUGCAUUUGGCACAGCCAUUGGAUGUGUCAGUGGAGCCGCUCUCUCUUCGUCCAGAGCCCAUUUGAGCGAUACUCCUCAGUACUUCCAGACCAAGCCUGAGCUGUUCGCUGGUCCGACUCCAACUGGUCCCGCUCCAUUCUUAGCACAAACCAAUCCUGCUCCUUUCUUGGGCACAUCCUACAUCCCGAACAGUCCCCUGGAGACACAAAUUCCAAUCGCUGGCAACAAAAAUGACUCGAAUAUCUUUCAGAUGAUGGGUCAACUCUCUCACUACUUUCCCAACCCUGUCGGGUUUGGCGUGGACGAAUACUCGCUCCCUCCUGGUGCUGAGAUCGUUCAAUUAAACAUGUUGUCUCGUCACGGAUCUAGAUAUCCUACCACUGGAUCUGGUGCCUUCAAGUUCGGCCAAAAGCACAAAAACAUGACCGGUGAUGUAAGGUACACCGGCGAACUUUCCUUUUUGAACGACUGGAAUUAUCAGUUGGGCGCUGAGAUUCUCGUACCUAUCGGCAAGCAGGAGCUUUUCGAUUCUGGCACCCUCCACUACUAUCAAUACGGACAUCUCUACCCAAACAAUGGCAGCAAGAUCAUUGCCAGAAGCACAACUCAAGAUCGUAUGACAAAGUCUGCAGAAUACUUCCUGGCUGGCUUCUUUGGACUCGAAUGGCCUACCAAUGUUACCUUGCUACUCGCCAUCGAAGACUCCACUGGUGUUUGGAACAACUCGCUAGCCGGAUACUACAAUUGCAACAACAGUAACAACUACCGUAGUGCCGGUGGUAAUAACGCUACUAUCGAGUGGUACGAAACGUAUCUUGCCGAUGCUACUGCACGUCUGCAAAAGCUGGCCCCAGGCUUCGGUUGGACACCCAAGGAUUCGUACGAUGCACAAUCACUGUGUGCUUACGAAACUGUAGCUUACGGCUACUCUCAAUUCUGCGGCCUGUUCACCUACGAAGAGUGGCAAGGAUAUGAAUACAGCAUUGAUAUACAAUUCGCUGGCAACAACGCUUUCCAGUCUCCCACUGGUCGUGCUGUCGGUAUCGGAUACGUGCAAGAAGUACUUGCUCGUCUUCAGCAUCAUACAAUCGACUCUCCAAUUGCCCAAAUCAACGUCACACUGGACAACAAUACAGCAACAUUCCCCCUUGAUCAAAGCCUCAAUUUUGACUUCUCGCAUGACACCAAUAUCAUGAGUAUCUUGACCGCAUUUGGCUUUACUCAGUUCGCUCAGUUCUUGCCAUCUGACCGUAUCGUCCCUCAUGAAUUGGUUGUCUCGCACUUGGAACCUUUCGCCGCCCGUCUAGACAUUGAGAUCAUCAACGCUCCCGCUCCCGUAAAGGCAUCACGCAACAACACUGAUCUCUACGAAGAGGGCAAAGCAACAAAGUACAUCCACUUCAUCCUCAACCAACGCACUAUUCCACUCCACCGCAGUUUCCCUGACUGUGAGGAGCGCGACGAUGGAUGGUGUGAACUCGACAUUUUCCUCGCUGUACAAAGUAAGAGUUUCGAGAUCUCACAGUAUGAUUGGGCCUGCAAUGGAGAUUAUGAGGCUGUUCCUUAUGGUGAGGUUACCAAUGGCGUGCCUACACAGACAAGCUCGUAAAGAUGGGUCGAUACGAGAAGUUGAAGUUGGGUGUUUGUUAGGUUAUUGUUUUAGUAGGAAUAGACUGUCGUUUUAUAUCAUUUUCUGUCAAGGGC
Aureobasidium pullulans EXF-150 is the source of this 1902-nucleotide messenger RNA. RefSeq names its product phosphoglycerate mutase-like protein. The transcript is spliced from 4 exons. The record is from RefSeq and is a predicted model, not a curated record. Bases 29 to 1807 code for a protein of 592 amino acids. NCBI's taxonomy places the organism in Eukaryota, Fungi, Ascomycota, Dothideomycetes, Dothideales, Saccotheciaceae. Gene Ontology annotation, molecular function: acid phosphatase activity.